AUGGCUUCCUCAAACCACCAACAUUACGUCUUUCUUCUCAUCCCACUCUUGAUCACUGUCUUUAGAAGUGUUGUCUCCUCUAAUGUCUUCAUCAAAUCAGCAAUAUACCCUUUUGACUGCUCUAAUCACAUUCAGACGUGUAAUUCUUUUGCAUAUCACAUCUCUAGAGGCUACUCAAUUGAACAAAUAGCCUCCUUCUACUCAGUGAACACAUCUGAUAUUACCCCCAUAUCCCGUGACCUCAAACAAGAUUAUAUUGUAUCGGUUCCCUGUAGUUGCAAAGAUGUAAAUGGCACCCGUGGAUACUUCUAUGACAUUAUUUAUGAAGUGCAAUCAGGUGACACAUUUUUUAAUGUCUCUGGUGAGUUUUAUAGUGGUCAAGCUUGGGAGGUUGCACGAGUAGAGCAGCUGUUUGUUACUGGAGAUAGGAUAACAAUUCACCUUGUAUGUGGAUGUGUUGAAGUGGAAUCUCAAGAGGUGGUGACAUAUACAGUUCAAGAGCAUGAUACUUUAUCAGAGAUUGCUGAACUUCUAUCAGCUGAGAUCAGUGGGAUUGAGAAAUUAAAUGACAGAUUGACUCAGGAUCCAAGUUUUAUAGAUGUUGGAUGGGUGCUAUUUGUGCCGAGACAGAAAAGAGGAUUUCGAGCCCGCAGGCGAGGAAAAGGACACAGAUUGAUAAUAAUUGUAAGCCUACUGUCAGCAGCCACUUUGUUUUCAGUAUGCGCAUUGAUUCUAUUCUUUCUAAGAAGAAACAGAAACCUUGUAAGCAGAGAAGAAGAUCCAAAAGCUGGUAGUAAAAUUCUAAGUGCAAGGAAAACCUCCUUGCAGCAGCGCCUUCAUGAACAAGACAUUGAAGACAUAGCGACCUUUGAUUCUGAAAGACCAGUUAUAUAUAGUGUGGAGGAGAUCGAGGAAGCCACAUGUAACUUUGACGACAGCAUGAAAAUUGGAGAAGGUGGAUAUGGUAGUGUAUAUGUUGGUACUUUAAAAGAACAGGUAUGGAAAGUAGCAAUUAAGAAAAUGAAAUCUAGCAGGUCAAAGGAAUUUAUCUCAGAGCUUAAAGUAUUGUGCAAGAUACAUCACAUAAAUGUGGUGGAGCUGCUAGGAUAUGCAAGCAGCGACAACCACUUCUAUUUGAUAUAUGAGUAUGUUCAGCACGGAUCACUCAACGAACAUCUUCAUGACCCCCUAUUGAAAGGUCGAUCGCCCCUUUCAUGGAUUGCAAGAGUCCAUAUUGCAGUUGAUGCUGCAAGGGGGAUUGAAUAUAUUCAUGAUCACACAAAAGCACGGUAUGUGCACCGUGAUAUAAACAACAUUCUACUUGAUCAGGGACACAGAGCAAAGGUAGCAGAUUUUGGACUGGCAAGGCUAGUAGAAAGAUCAAAUGAAGAAGAUUUUGUAGCAACACGACUCGUUGGAACGCCAGGUUAUAUCGCUCCUGAAUCCGCGCGUGAGCUACAAAUGACAUCCAAAACUGAUGUGUUUGCAUUCGGAGUAGUUCUAGCAGAGCUUGUAACUGGUCAGUGUGCGCUUGCUCGUGACAAGAAGGAACCAAACAAAUUGAAGUCAUUGAUCUCAGUUAUAAAAACAAUAUUCCGACAUCAAGACUCAGAAGCUGCAUUGGAAGCCGAUGUAGAUCCUAAUCUAAGUGGAAGCUAUCCCAUGGAGCAAGUCUACAAGAUGGCAGAAUUAUCUGAAAAUUGUUUGAGUGAAGAAGCAGCAGACAGACCAGAAAUGCGAGAAAUUGUACAAACACUAUCCCAAAUCUUGAUGUCCUCAGUAGAAUGGGAAGCCUCCCUUAGUGGAGCCAGCCAGGUUUUCACAGGCUUGUAAAAUGGAAGAUAG
Molecule: messenger RNA, 1845 nt
Organism: Pistacia vera
Lineage: Eukaryota; Viridiplantae; Streptophyta; Magnoliopsida; Sapindales; Anacardiaceae
Product: lysM domain receptor-like kinase 3
Biological process (GO): innate immune response; protein phosphorylation
Molecular function (GO): ATP binding; transmembrane receptor protein kinase activity
Source: RefSeq, a predicted model, not a curated record